AUGCGCUUCCAAGUUCAGGCUUGCUUCGAUACAGCGGCACAUGCACUUACCCUUUCCUCCGAGGCAUCCGAGAACUCUGCCAUACUAGUGGCCGAUGACUGCGCGGUCGAACUACAAGUUGCGCCGGUAGGUAGUGAUGGAGCUGGUGCUACUGGCAUCUUGCCAACUACGCACACACUCACUGCAUUGCCGUGGGAUAGCAGCCGCAUGCGGCUUUGCGUCAAUGGCAUUAGCUACGGCACGGGCCCGCUGGUGCUGCGGGAUGGCGAUCAGCUUACGCUGCACCCCAGCCACGCCACAGAGGCCACAACGCCGUUCAUAUACACCGUCGAUGCCGUUCCUGCGUCGGCGAAUGUGGAUGAUAAGGAGAUGAGGGAUGGCGUCCCACUUGCGACCCGCUCCAGUGCAUCGGAGGAGAAGAAUCGACUGCGCGCGGUCAUGUCAAACGUGGAGCAGUAUGCGAAGUGGAACAAUUUUUACAGCCACCGGUUCACCAACCUCGCCACGAUUCACCUGCCGCCGGGCGAUGGCACUCGUUCCGUAGGUCAUCUCCACAAAUGUGUGUGUGGGCUCUAUGUGCAGACGGAGGUGGGCCCAUCCGAUGCCAUGCCGCGUGAGACACACGUACCCGACGCCGCGCAAACGCAUCUAGUACUGAAUGGAGACGCUGAAGUGAGCAGUGUGCCGUCGUCUGUACAUGCCCGCACCCUCGUCACGCUUCUCCCCAGCCUCCCCCAGCUGCUGGAGUUUGAGUCUUCAUCAGCGCAGCAACAGACAACACUCCAUGAACCUUUGCCGGUGAUGUGCUGCUGCUGUCCAUUCACAUCUGCGUCCUCAAAUCCUGCGCUGCGACUCUGCGAAAGGAAGUUAUCUCAUACAUUGGCGGCCAAGACCUCCGCCCCCAUGGGUGCGAACACCGAUGCGCAGCAAGUCCGAGAGGCCAGGUCGUCCUCGUGUGAUGUAGGACCGACUCCUUGGAGUGUCUACGCUCACGCUCGUCGCGGAGGCUCGGUAGCGGCUCAGCACGUCAGCCAUGUAAAAGAGGCAAUUGAUGCACGCGGCACUGACGCAUUCGUGGAUGAGGCUUCACUUGACCGGGCAGCUUCAGAGCUUCUGAGCCGCAUUAGCUUCUUAGAGAGUGCCCUGAUGGGGCUUCACUACGAAUGA
This is a messenger RNA of Leishmania braziliensis MHOM/BR/75/M2904, 1167 nucleotides long. RefSeq lists its product as hypothetical. The transcript has a single exon. Bases 1 to 1167 code for a protein of 388 amino acids. The record is from RefSeq and is a predicted model, not a curated record. NCBI's taxonomy places the organism in Eukaryota, Euglenozoa, Kinetoplastea, Trypanosomatida, Trypanosomatidae.